Cetraspora pellucida is the source of this 825-nucleotide messenger RNA. Lineage: Eukaryota; Fungi; Glomeromycota; Glomeromycetes; Diversisporales; Gigasporaceae. The record is from the annotation of a GenBank genome assembly.
AUGGGUAAUAAACAUUCUCAUUCUAAUAAAAGCAAAGUUAAUUUCGAAGUGAUUCACUCCAAGGACAAAGAUCUAGAGACUGAUCGAUUAAGUUUAGGGCACUAUAUUAUGAGAGAAAUAUGGCAAGGGAAUUUCUUAUCACCAAUUAGCGAUACUUUAAAACAAGGAGCACGAGUUUUGGAUGUUGGUACAGGUAAUGGUACAUGGAUUUGUGAAUUGGCCGCUGAUUAUCAAAAAUCCCAAUAUGUUGGAAUUGAUAUCUUAAAUCUUCAACCAAGUAUAAGACCAUUCAAUGUUCAGUUCAUUCAACAUGAUAUUUUAAAAGGAUUACCAUUUGAAGAUAAUUCAUUUGAUUUCAUACACGUACGAGAAAUGAUAUUUGAUAUAAAAGAAUCUGAUUGGAGUAACAUCAUGUAUAAAGAAUUAUAUCGUGUUUUAAAACCUGGUGGUUGGUUAGAAAUAAUUGAUCCAGAAUUGUAUUGGCAUGAUUCAGGACCUGUCAUGACUAAACUUUGUAAUUCAGUAUGUGAUCGACUUUGUUCUCAGGGUAUAAACCCUUUUAUAGCAAAGCGUCAUAAAGAAUCAAUUCAAUCAAUGCCAGGUUUAACUUUUGUACAGCAAGAAGAGAGAGUUUAUCCACUUGGCCCAUGGGCGGGUAAAGUUGGAGUAUUGGCAGAAUCAUUCUUGAAAGAAACAUGUAAAGGUUUUAUAAAAUGGGUCUAUCCUAAAAAGAAUGUUGAAAGAGUGUUAAAUGAAUUAAGUACAGAAUUCAAAACAUAUAAGUCUUACUUUAUAGUUGUUAGGUGUUGCGCGAAGAAGGCAUAA